AUGACUUUUAAACUUCACACCCAAUCUCGACUCCUUGACCUGCACUGCUCCGUAGGUCUGACAGACUGGGACAUGGACCAGGAGCUCAAACUGGCAACAACUACUGAUCAAUUUUGCCAUGAUGAUGAACUUGAUGAUCAAUAUGUGACGCAGAGGACUUUGGCCUCCCAAAGAAAAGAUGACUUCAUUUGGUAUGAUGAAACAUCUGACACCUUUGUGAAGCCAAACCCGUGGCUCCUAGUCAAUCCUAACAUUGCCUGUCCGAUCGUCUACGGAGAACCUGCUGCAGGUCGACUGAAUCACCAAGAUAGUUCCGAGGAACCCCAAAUUCCACUGACGUGUUCGCCAGUCGGAGAACAGCAAACGUCAUCUCCUCAGGAUGCCGUCUCCUCAUGUCAGACAGCACAACGCAAACGCAAGGGGAGAACCCCAAAAGUUUGGGACGAUAAAUCCUUGAAGCCAGGAUGUUGGCCUCGGCCACCAGUGAAUUAUUACAUCCUCAUUGCUCUGGCACUUAAAAGCAGCCACAAUGGGAGCCUCAAAGUUCAACAGAUUUACAACUUCACCAGAGAACACUUUCCUUUUUUUCAGACCGCUCCUGAUGGCUGGAAAAACACAAUUCGCCACAACCUGUGCUUCAACAGCAGCUUCCGAAAAACCUGCAACCAGAUGUGCAGGGAUGGUAAAAGGAAGUCCUGCUUUUGGUACCUGACUCUAGAAGGCCAACGCCGACUGGAGAAUGAGCUCCGCAUGCUGCCGGCAGAAUCUUUAAAGCAGUUGGAGAGAAGCAUGUCCCAUCCAGAUAUAAUUGCAAAAGUUCUUGGAAUGUGAUUGCAGUUAUUAACGAUAUAAACAAAUAAAUGGAUGCAAAAAUGCAUGUUCCCUUUUAUGAUAUAUGUAUAUUGUUUGGCAUUUUGAGGCUUAUAUUGAUUUAAAUACACAUACUGUCUUUCCAAGGCAAGGCAAGUUUAUUUGUAUUGUAUAGCGUUGAUUGUUGGAUGUUCUUGCAUAAUCAAGAGUGUGUUGACUGCCACUGGAGUCGAUUAGGCAUUUUAGUUUUCACCAUUUUGCUGCAAAUUGCACAUGUCUAGCCACAACGCAUUCAUUUGGGUUGGGAGCAGAAUUUUGUUUUAUUUCGACUAGUAAAUUCUCACCAUUCAUCAUUUCAUUUUAUGCAGUUAUCACAUGACUUGCAGAAAUGGGCAACGAGAUGUAGCAAAUGUGCUUAUCUAGUCCUGCCCUAAUUUCAUCCAAGAAUUUACAUCACCAAACUCCAUAAUUACACUUUUGUUAGUUUUUCUACCACAAAACCAAAAGUGACAUCCUAAGUUGUACUGUAUAGUUAAGUUGUGUGGUUCCUUUUUUUUUUUUUUGUCUUAGUGUCCAAAUGAUCAGGAUUCUUGAGUUUAUAAGAGUCUUUAUAAUCCAAAUGUCAGAUAUUGCGAUGAAGUCUUUUUAUCUAGGGCAAUGGCCCUGCUUGGAAUGUUAGUCGUAAGUCAUAAAAACUCACAGUGCGUUUCAUCAUGUUAACAUGUCAUGUUGACGCUGGUAUUGUUUCACUAAUGAUGGAUUAUGGACAGCUUUCCUUCCAAAUUGAUGCGGCUGUUGAACUGAUUUUCAAGUAGUGUCCACACUCGUGCAUUUCAUUACAGUAGUAAUGGCAGUCCGGAUCAAUAUCUUCGUUAAUCUUGGAUGGUGAGUUAUUUCCAAGUUUAUGUUGUCUUAACGUGCAGCCAAAUCCAUCAGUUCUUGCAAUUUACUUCGUGACAAUUUGAUUGUAGCAUGAGCUAGCCUCAUGGAUUUUUUUCAUCGGGCUUGACACACCUCAAUUUGUGAAUUUAUCCAACUCCUCCAGCACGCUGAUCUGGACCGGUCUGGUAUUCUCUGAGGAUGAGCCGUUUGGUUUUAUGAUUUUGCAGUUGGAUGUCCAAGUCCCUUGUAUCUUCCCUACUUUCUACAGUUGAUGAGCUUACCAAGCAAUGAAUGCAUUUUGUUUGCUGUGAUUUAUGUUGAUACAAAC
Messenger RNA from Syngnathus acus (greater pipefish), 2020 nucleotides. It is a transcript of the gene foxr1, whose product is annotated as forkhead box R1. The record is from RefSeq and is a predicted model, not a curated record. The coding region runs from base 1 to 831 and encodes 276 amino acids. Gene Ontology annotation, cellular component: nucleus. Gene Ontology annotation, molecular function: DNA-binding transcription factor activity; sequence-specific double-stranded DNA binding. The transcript is spliced from 7 exons. Gene Ontology annotation, biological process: regulation of DNA-templated transcription. NCBI's taxonomy places the organism in Eukaryota, Metazoa, Chordata, Actinopteri, Syngnathiformes, Syngnathidae.